Messenger RNA from Rhineura floridana, 1161 nucleotides. It is a transcript of the gene TIMP1, whose product is annotated as TIMP metallopeptidase inhibitor 1. Gene Ontology annotation, molecular function: metalloendopeptidase inhibitor activity; protease binding. The transcript has 6 exons. Lineage: Eukaryota; Metazoa; Chordata; Lepidosauria; Squamata; Rhineuridae. The record is from RefSeq and is a predicted model, not a curated record. The coding region runs from base 376 to 1053 and encodes 225 amino acids. Gene Ontology annotation, biological process: negative regulation of membrane protein ectodomain proteolysis; negative regulation of endopeptidase activity. Gene Ontology annotation, cellular component: extracellular matrix.
CCUAAGCAACCGCCAGCGUCACUUUCCAUCAUCUGAGUAAUCCAAAACUUCCCGCUAAAUAUUUUCUUGGAGGAGUGGCGGUGACCCCCACCCUCCCACCUUUGCUGUCUCUCUCUCAAGCUGGAAUUAUUAGGCAAUGAACACCCCACCCUGGCACAGCUAACUCGAAACCACAGGCUGUUGUCUGUCACGCCCCUUUGGCAGCUGGGACAGGAAAAGCAGGGGGAGAGCCGAGUGGGGGAAGUGGGGUGAGCUUUAAAUACCAGCCAGAUGGGCCGGGAGCCGCAGGCUGAACUGGCAGGAGACGCCUAGAGAGCAACGCGGAGCAAGGUCACAUUGGAGUCGCUUCUCUCCUCCUCUUCUCUGGAAACAAAAAUGGACUCAGCUAAAGCGCAUGGAUUCCUGACAGCCAGCUUCCUCCUCCUCCUUGCUUUCCUGGGGGAUCCCACAGCAGCCUGCUCCUGUGCCCCUCGGCACCCCCAGUCUGCAUACUGCUAUGCUGAUGUCGUCAUCAGGGGUAAAUUUGUGGGAGUCAGCAAGCAGCUUGUGAACAUCUCCGUAGGAGAACCUGUGUGGUGGGUGCGCCAUGAGAUCAAAAACACCAAGGUGUACAAGGGCCCCGAGGAGAUGCAAGAUGUCCGUUUCCUCCACACCCCUGCCAUGGAAAGUGUCUGUGGCUACGAACACAAGGGGCCUCUCAAAGGAGAAGAGUAUGUCAUUGCAGGCAUGCUGGAAGGCGAUCGUGUCAUGAUCACAGCUUGCUCCUUCAUCCAGCCGUGGGCUCUGCUCUCUCUUGCACAGAAACGAGGCCUGAGUUCAGACUACAGCAAGGGAUGCAACUGCACAAUUGUGCCCUGCAAUUCCAUGCCAUGCUCCAUCACCUCCGACAAUCAGUGCCUGUGGACAGAUGGGAUCAUAUCCCGGUUAUGGGAUGGCUUCCAGGCCAAACGCUUGGCCUGCCUACCCCGGGUUGAAAGCGCCGGCCUCUGCACCUGGCAAUCACUGAGCACCCAGGGGCCAGGCUCCCUUCGCAAGGCUCACCUGAGACAGUGACAUCUUCAUGGACUCUGACAGAGCUGGUCCUCCUCCCCGUGAAUAAGCCCCUCCCCCCUGGGUUGUCUCUUUUUAAAUAAAUGGCAGUUCCGAACUACCUACUCUGCA